GGGGAUAGUGACCAUACCAAAAAUACCUACCUAUAAUACGCCCUCUAUAUACGCUCUUAUACGACCUUGGGUAUUUGCAGAUUGAGAUAUUUGGGUAUUCUUGGGAACGUCAAGUAUCAACAUUCACAGAUUGAAAUAAGGGAAGUUGCUGAAGUUAAACUAUCAACGACAAAAACGACUUGUAAUCGGACGCCUGGGAAAAAAAUAAAAAAUCAAAGCUGCACGUCGUAAACUGUUGUAAUUCCCAGGAAGGAAGCAAGGAACCCCAAACAGGUGACGAUGUCGCAGGGCAGCUCAGCGGGCUCCCCCGGGGAGGCCAUCUGCGUCGUGCCCGGCGACUGUUUGUGUGCCGCUGACGACAAACAUGUCGCGGGCAAGGGCACAAUCGAGCGGUCCGGCUACAUCUACUCCUGUCUGGUGGGGCGUGUAUACACACAACAGCAGGAGGACAAGACGGAGCUGGUGGAGGUGCGCACUGGCCAGGAGCAGAACAUUGUGCCCACGGCGGGCAGCGUCGUCACCGCUAAGGUCACGUAUGUGAACCCGCGCUUCCUCCGCUGUGAGAUACUCUGCAUAGGCGAGACAGUGUUAAAACACAAGUUCCGUGGCAUGUUGAAGAAAGAGGACGUUCGAGCCACCGAACGCGACAAGGUCAAGAUGUACGAAUGUUUCCGACCGGGCGACGUCAUCCUGGCCAAGGUGGUGUCGCUGGGCGACGCGCUCUCGUACGUGCUCUCGACGGCGGAGAACGAGCUGGGCGUGGCGCUGGCGCACAGCGAGGCCGGCGCGCUCAUGGUGCCGCUCAGCUGGGCGGAGAUGCGCUGUCCGCUGACGCAGGCGCGCGAGCUGCGCAAGGUGGCCAAAAUACCGCCCGAAGACGUGGCGUUUCGACUGGCGCGCUCGGCGGCUGCCGACCCCGCCGCCGGCUGAGCCCAGGCGCCACCGGCCCACUGUUGUAUCGCCAUCGCAUUGUCUUGUCCAUUGGUCGUCCAUUAAGUUUCAAUAUAAGGGGAAUAGCAUU
This is a messenger RNA of Amphibalanus amphitrite, 1021 nucleotides long. Its product is annotated as exosome complex component CSL4-like. Lineage: Eukaryota; Metazoa; Arthropoda; Thecostraca; Balanomorpha; Balanidae. Bases 280 to 930 code for a protein of 216 amino acids. Gene Ontology annotation, cellular component: nuclear exosome (RNase complex); cytoplasm. The transcript is spliced from 6 exons. The record is from RefSeq and is a predicted model, not a curated record. Gene Ontology annotation, biological process: RNA processing. Gene Ontology annotation, molecular function: RNA binding.